Serendipita indica DSM 11827 is the source of this 1944-nucleotide messenger RNA. Lineage: Eukaryota; Fungi; Basidiomycota; Agaricomycetes; Sebacinales; Serendipitaceae. The record is from the annotation of a GenBank genome assembly.
AUGCGUCACCCCCCACCCAGAUUCGUCUUGACCGGGACCGCCGAACUCCAUAGCCGGAUUCAGCAACUCAGCAUGCGCGUGCAAAAGCUCGAAGCCGCUCUCGAAGCCGCCCACGGCUUGACCUCCACCGAAACCCAUCCACUCCUUCGGGACGAAGAGAAGCUCGAGCACGCAAUUGCUACCGAUGUUCCAUUGACAGAAAACGAGAAAAUUUGGAGGAAAGAGGAUGAUGUUACCAGCAAUUUUUCCAUGCUCGCAAUCGAAGACGAUGUCAAGAGGUCACGAUUCACCCCAAGCCACUUUUCCUUGUGGUAUUUGCACAACAUGCAGGAUCCUCAUCAUGCACCUUCUCUCUCUGAAAAACCUGGCGCAUCGAUCCCUUCAGCCUUUCCGAUAGACCUACUUUGCAUGGCGAUUGCACCACUUGAACAAUCUGAUGUACUUCAUCAAAAACUAUUGGCUUGCUUGCCCCCUUUCCACGUUGCCCUUUCUCUCGUUGAUGUUUAUUAUCGUAAUACCGGGUCCAUGCACAAUAUUGUUCCUCAGCAUCUCUUCAACGAAGAAUUCUGGCCAGCAGCGUACGAAGGUGCACACUCAAACUCUGUGGCUCUCGCUGUAGUAUAUGGAAUGCUUGCACUUGGCGCCAAAGUUCAUCCUUCCCUACCAGCCGGGUCGCUAUCGGCGCAGAAGUAUUAUAACCUAGCAAUUCUCGCCAUGUCCCAAGAUCCGCUCAGUAUUGUGCACAUAGAGGCACUAUAUCUCUUUACGGUGUACAAUUGUGGAGUUGAUAUCACGAGCAGCAAGACGUGGGCACUGCUCGGUUUGACAAUCAAGCUCGCUCAAACUCUCGGAAUUGACAGAGAGUGUCCCCAGUGGAGGAUAUCAGAAAAAGAUCGCCAACGGAGACGCCGAGUAUUCCACGAAUUGCACUCUCUCGAUUGUUACGUGGCAAUGACUGUUGGACGAAUCAACUUUAUACCAGAAGGACAGCACAACUCCCCGUUGCCUCAAUCUUUACCAGGAAACUCUCCUGGUCAAGUGGAAUUUGAAAAGAUGUUCAACUGGAAGUACCUCUUUGCAGGCCAGGGCAUUCGAUCCAUGCUCAAUUUGGUCUUGUCAACGACCAAGCCCUCCUCUUAUCAAGCCAUUCUGGCUGUCGACAAAAAACUCCGAAGCUACGACUCGCUUCUCGACGCUAAGUAUGUCAAGCAGCUGGGUACCUGGCCGACACCAGAAAGCGGCACGUCUAGGCAGAUCCGAUUACAACAGCAAUUUACUCUCCUCCUACGAGAGAGUACAUUUGUUCAUCUUCAUCGUGGCUUCCUCAACCGUGCAGUAUUAGAACCGACCGGAGAUCCUAUUCUCUCCAAGUACUCCAUCUCCGUCAUGGCCGCAUACCAAAGUUCAUGUGCCCUCAUACGCCAAGUUCGACUCAUGCGAGACAAUGAGCCCGAGUUACUUCGAGUGCUCUCAUGUCCGAACGCCGUGCUUACCGCGGUGAUUGCGCUCGGUGCGCUGGUAAUACGCACACCAUUCAGUUCACUCGCGUCUGUUGCCAUUCAAGAGCUCCGCUCCGGCUGUGAACUAAUGCGCGGGUUCUUUGAUCCAAACUUUUACCUCAUGCCCGUACUAGCCAAACUGGAAUCUUGUGCGAAUAAAGCAUACGCAGAUCGAGACUCACAUCCACUCAAAGCAAAAGACAAGUCGCAAACCACGCCUCCAGCUGAUUUGCAAGAGACACUCGGGAUCUUCCUCAACAGCGAGUCUGAACUCUCGGGUCUGAACGGGGUGCUUCGCCCCCCUCAACCAGAUACUGGUGGUUCAAAUUGGUACUUUACACCCCACCACCCUGAAGCGUCCAAUGGAUAUAGCCUUCCUCCUGGGAUAGGACUUUCUUCCAAUGGACUCGACCUUCCAUUUGACACGAUACAGGGCUUUACAUAG